CUAAUUAUGUCAUGGAGUUUAUCUGAAACAAAAGACCAUUACUGAACCUGCUAAUUUAAUUAUUGCAUCAAACAUCUAUCCUUUCAUCCGAAUAAUAAUUGCUAUUUCUGAUUGAAAAUUUUGUAAAGUAAUCGUUCAAAUGAACUGUGGCCAGUGCUGCACGUUGAAGCGAUGUCAUUCGCUGGAUGCGAACGAGCACUACGUAUCGAAGAGAAGUGUCAAGUGCCAUUCGGUUUUGUGGUCGAUUGAGAAUUUCUCAGUUUGUCUACAUGACGAGAAGCUAGAGAGUCCUAUUUUUGAGUUCGCAGGAGUGCGCUGGGCCAGUCAUAUUUAUCCGAAAGGGAUGGUAGGCGAACCCUCGAUGCCCAAUAAUUACGUACAGGUUUUUGUCAAAGUAAUCCAGUUUUCGUCCAAUCAAACACUCAAGUUUGAAAUUGCAAUAGUGGACAAAGACGGCAACCCAUGCUUCACUAAAAAGACACCACCAAAAAGACUGGAAGGAGCGAAUCAGUUCGGAGUCUGCUUCAAGAAAUUCAUGUCACACGAGUACUUAAACGACACUGACAAAUAUGCUCCCAAUGAUGUCCUGACAGUUCACCACAAAAUCAUUUUGAUUUCGGAAUCGGAAACGAGUAAACUUGAGUGUUCGUCACCUAAGAAACCGUGUGUUGAUGCAAGGUUAUACGACGAUUGGGAGGCUCUGUACAAGUCAGGACAGAGUACUGAUUUUGAAGUUGUUGUCGACUCCAAGGAGAUCCAGACACACAAAGCGGUGCUAGUGGCGAGAUCACCAGUCUUCCGAGCUAUGUUAGCUCACCCGAACACAGCUGAGAGCACCUCUGGCUGUAUUACAAUCGACGACUGCAAAUAUGGACCAUUCUGCAUUUUUCUCAAAUAUCUUUACACCGGAAACCUUUUUGACACAAAGCUAGAAGACAGGACGGCACUGGACCUGAUCGCGAUUGCAAAUAAGUACGAUGUGCCUGGGCUGAAAUCAGAGUGUCAAAACUUCCUGAAAUCCAACAUCACAGUGGAGAACGCGGCAGAGGUUCUCAUCAUAGCCGACAUGCAUGGAUGCUCGUCCGAACUAAUCAACACUGCAUUGGACUUCAUCAAGAAAAACUCAGACGCUGUCAAAGCACAACCUAAUUGGAAAUCACUUGUAGAACAGCACAGUCAUAUCUUCAUUGAUCAUUUUGUUUAGCGACUAACCGUCGAAAAUAACCCAAAAUAAAAACUCAGCCCGAGUACUGGGUGUCCCAAUAAAACUUCAAACCAACCGUUUUUCUCUUAUUUUUGAUGUGUAAAUUUUAAUCCACCGGAGCUGUUAGUUUUAUUGUCGUGUUCAAAUUUGACAAUUGGACAUAUAACUAUGACAUGAGGUGCUCUUUGUAGAAAAAGCGUUGAUGAAAAAUGACGAAUUAGUAAUUUUUCAUUUCUAUUUUCGUAUGGAUCCUGAAGCUUCUGUACGUGAGUGCAAAUGCUCUCGAGGCACAAGAAUCCUCUUCAAUUUCAUAUUCGAUAUUUGUGUUCUAAUUCAAUUUCUUUGAAUUUAGCUAAGCCAACUUUUAGUGAAAACAUAUUAUGUUGCCAUUGUUUUAUAUCUAUGUUAAACAUCUUCAA
Symsagittifera roscoffensis is the source of this 1623-nucleotide messenger RNA. Its product is annotated as speckle-type POZ protein-like. Gene Ontology annotation, cellular component: cytoplasm. The record is from RefSeq and is a predicted model, not a curated record. NCBI's taxonomy places the organism in Eukaryota, Metazoa, Xenacoelomorpha, Acoela, Convolutidae. The coding region runs from base 140 to 1204 and encodes 354 amino acids. Gene Ontology annotation, biological process: regulation of proteolysis; proteasome-mediated ubiquitin-dependent protein catabolic process. Gene Ontology annotation, molecular function: ubiquitin protein ligase binding. The transcript has 4 exons.